Sclerotinia trifoliorum is the source of this 5086-nucleotide messenger RNA. The record is from the annotation of a GenBank genome assembly. Lineage: Eukaryota; Fungi; Ascomycota; Leotiomycetes; Helotiales; Sclerotiniaceae.
CCAUCCCUCUAUUUAAUUAUCUAUCUAUCAAUCAAUCAAUAAAUAGAUUCUGUCUCAAGUAUUUACUAUUUUAUUUCUUAACCGUCAAUACAAUUUAUUAAAUUUUAUGAAUAGAGACAUCUCAUUGGUUUUCAUCAAUUCAUCAAUUUAUUACCUUCCCAUCUUUCACGCAUAUGGUUUCAUUGAUUCACCUAUUCACCUUUGAGGCUGGUUAUCAUUCAGUACUUCUUCUCAUUGAUACCGAACCUCACCUCAACUUCAAAUUUCGGUGCUAAUUGUUCUCUUCACAAAAUCAAAAUUGACAAAACAACCUCCCUGCUCUAUGUCAAAAGUAUGUUAAUAUUAUUCCCAUCAUAAUUUGAUUUCUUCAUAUAUUGCAAAAUAAAGAAGAAGGAGACCAAACAUCUUUUAGGCAAUCCUUGUCCGGAACAUUUAUCUCAUACUAUGAGACAAGGCUCAAUUCCUUUCUUUUUCCACCACACAAACUUCCUAAGUACUGGAACAGAGGGUGUGGACGAGGGGGCAAAGGCGAGGGACGAGGAGAAAGGCAUCUGAUACUCCUUCAUACAUCAAAGGACUCUAAUGCUUUUCAAGUCGACCUUGGAUUGUUACCAAAACAGAAUCAAUGAAUUCUCGACGACAGCGAACCUGAGACAUGCGCCGACCGCCCGAUAAAGAUGGCCAUUCUGCCAUGACCGAACGAGAUGUUGUCUCCUCUAAUGCCACAUUAAACGCCUUUUUCGGCGGGUCUCGACAAAAAUCUUGGAUGCUUGCAGGAGGGGCACCAGUUCGACCGACUCCACGACGCCCUAGCAUUACCAAACCAUCCGAUCAGAGCAAUUCUGAUACUCAAAGGUACGUUAUUUUCAAUUCACUGAUUCAAUCCCAUCCACAUUCACUGUAUCGAGUGACUGGCGCGCAAGGAUAUCCAUAGAUAUGGAUGGACGUACUGUGGCCUCCAAAGCCAGAAGUUUUAUUGCCACGGCCUAGGUAUCCGGAUCCUGUUCAAACGUGCCCUGCAGGACCUUUAUAUGCCUCUUUAUAUUAAGCACACAUUACAAGUAACCUCCAUCGAAUAAUUUGAGGCUAAUUACAGUAAUCUUCAGAGGUUCGACCGCAAAUCUGAUAUCGCCCGUAGCAAGUAACGAAUCAUCAAGUCCCGGACCGGCGCAUAAUUCUGUGCCUCUUAAUACACACACCGCCGCAGUUUCCGGAUCGCAUGGUCCCCCGAGAGUGAAUGCUACACUUGCAACUAGUCAAGCCCUUCAAAAAGCAUGUACUACACCUUCAAACAUCGAUAUAGUCCAGCCUCAGACUCUCCCUGAUGCAUCGAGAGGUGAAAUCGACGAAGCUCGCACAGUGGAAAUAUCUGCAAGGUCUCCUCCGUCGGAUAAAUCACCUCAACCGCAGACCGCAGUGAGCACCACCUCGAUUAAAAAAACAACCCAUGAUAUACCAUCUAGGUCCUCUUCAGUUCAAAAAACAAGCAACCGAGCGCCUUCUGUUACAACAGGAGACUCGGUGACAGUACCUAUGAUGCCGGGCAAUGUGGAUCAAACAUCAUUAUCUCAUGCGCAGCAUCCUCCACGAAGGGGUUUUCAACCUACCAUGCCUUCCUUGAAAUCUCGCGUUGAAUUGGUAAAAAGAUAUGUUGAACAUUGUGGAGGUAUGGCCAACUUGAAUUCCGCGCUCGAAAAGCCAAGGUUCAGUUUAAUGGAAACUGCCUGCAAUUCUGAUGAUGCUCAUUAUGUUGCAAUACACCAGCUCUUUUGCGUAUGGGAUACAAAUCGUAAAGAUGUCACAAGUAUACCUGGCCUUCCAGACUCAGUGACCUUGUCUCAUGCAUUUCGGAUAUUGGGUCAGCUGAUACGAGAUAAUGAGGGUAUGGCUCCAAUUCAUCUUAGAUGGUUUGCCAAGUUCCCAAGUCCAUUGGUCGAUCUGAUAAGAACAUCUGAGCCAUAUCGGCGCAUCAUUCACGAAGUCGGGACAUUUCUUUCAAAGUUGGCUUCUACUUGGCCAGAUUUAACGAGGCUAUGUACUAGUAGAGGCUAUCCUCCACUAGUUGAUGAAUUAAUUAAUCAAUUAGGAUUGUUGUCACCUACUUUGCAAAAUAUUGUGUUCACCGCGACAAGGCGAAACCUUAAUAUCAUUGAUGACGAAUUCGGUAACCAGAUGGAAAGAGUGUUCGAGCAAGAUAGAACUGGACACAGGGAACUUGCAGCUCGGUAUCAUACUUCUCGUCCACCCACUGAAAAGGAGAUUCAAGAAAGAAGUAAAAUCAUAGCUGAGAGAUACAGGAUGAUAUCACAGAAAUCACGCCAGAAGAAACUUGCAAAUAUCGCACCGGUACCUUCGACAACUGCACCUGCAGUUCCCUCGAACACGGGUCAAAUCCCAGUGGCUGCAAAUGGGUCGUACCCUCUUCCAAAUGGUUCUGGUUUGGUUUCUAACCCAAAUACAUUUCGUCAGCGAAAUGAUGUUAGAAAUCGUCAAGUCGGUCAAAACUUAGGCCAAAUACGAACAUCAUUUACGGGACCUCCAUUACCUUCAAAUUUGAUAAGUGUCGGCGGGAAUCAUCCAAAUAAUACACCACGCGCAGCUGCAGAUACACCUAGUCCGAUUCCUAUGCAAGGUUUGUCUAUGGGAUCGCCAAUGCAACAAGCUUUCCAAUACGCUUCACCUGUCUUGCAAAAUAAUGGUCCUCAAUUUUCACCAUCGGUAAUCCGUAACAACGGCACUCAAUCACCAGUUAUUGCACAUAACCAGGGAAUUCAAGGACAAUACUGUUACGAUCCAAGAUACGAUCCUAGACAACAGACAUAUCAUCCACAGCAACAUCUGCAACAGUUUGGUCAACAAGGACAGUACGGUGCAAACAAUCCUCAACAAAUGAGUUUGCAGCAAAUUCAACAAGCUCAAAUGCAGCAAUUGCAGCAAUUGCAACUUCAACAGCAGCAGCAAUGGCUACAGCGCUCCAUGCCUGUUGACCUGCAACAAAACAAUCAGCAUCAGAUGUCUCAGCAACAGCAAGCUUUAUCAAUGCAGCGUCCAGUGGGUUUGAGAAUAGAUAGCAAUCCUACCAAUGGUCAACAACAGCAGCAAGUUCCGUCAAGAAAUGUUAGCAGAAACGGUAGCAGAAACAAUAGCAGUUCUAGCGAGCGUACACUUCCAUCCAUGAAUAGUUCUAGCCAUACGCAGAAUCUCACCCAAGGAUUUCAGAUACCUCCCUGUCCAAGACCGAUGAGUAUUGAAGAGCAGCAACGCAGGAUUUAUGGCAUGACUGACCCUAUGAAAAGACCCUUGAUUCCCCCCCUUGGUUUUAUGCAUCCUCAAGGGAUUCCGGAUCCAUAUUCAAACGCUCUUCAUCAAGCUGAUGUUCGAAGCCCUCGUCUGGUUACCGUCAAUGUUUCCCAGGGUGGUACUACAGCUCGCAGAUUUUAUCAGUUUGUGAAAAAUUUCCCAAUGUCUCCAAGAAAGAUACCCUUUGAACUUGCACUCAACAAACUGGAGUUUCACAUCCCCGCUGAUGCAUUAAAGUAUAUUUCUCGCGAUAGAUUGAUCGGCAAAGACCCGCUAAUGGUCCGUGAAGUUGGAUCUAAAUCUCUGCAAUACCGAUUAAGAUGCUCGUCAGAUGUCGCAGAUACAGACGCGUUUCCCGUUUCGAGGUGGGUUGUUUCAGACACGGUGUGGCCUGACGUAAUAUUUAUGGAUAUCAACGGCAAUGAGUUGGAGAUUAGACGCAAACAACAUCAUGGGAAAGAUCUUCCAGUCGAUGUUACUCCUUAUAUACAUGCUGGAAUCAACGUCAUUACGAUCUCAAUGCCGAAGUUGACUACGGCAAUCAAACAAAAAGAGUACUUUAUUGCUGUGGAAGAGAUUGAGAUUUUACAACACGGUGAAAUUAUGGACAUUUGCAAGGAGCAAAGAAUUCCUGCAGCGACGGUUGUUGAAGAGAUUAAGAAGAAGCUUGCAGUUCCGACUGAAGAGGAUGAUGAACUCCUAAUAGUGGCUAGCGAUCUCUCCGUUAGUCUGACUGAUCCUUUCACCUCGAGGAUCUUCGAAAUUCCAGUUCGUGGUAAAGAUUGCCUGCAUCGAGAAUGCUUCGAUCUAGCAACUUUCUUGUUGACACGUAUAAGCAAGCCGAAACGACCUGAGCAACCUUCCAUGAUUGACAUCUGGAAGUGCCCGCUUUGCUCGGCAGAUGCACGUCCAUACAGCCUUCAGCUCGAUGAAUUCAUGGCUUCUGUUAGAGACGAACUACAGGCACAAGAUAAUCUUGAAGUUAAAUCAAUCCUGGUCGCGGCAGAUGGUACCUGGCGCGCAAAGCCAGAGCCGCAACCUUCACACAAAAGAAAGUCAACUACUGGUGGAGAUGAUGAUGACGACGAAUCCAUAGACGGAAGUAGGCCAAGUAAGAAAUCAACAAAUGGCGCCAAAAUUGCGGUGGUUGAAAUUAUUGAAUUGGACGAUGAUUGAAAGUUUUCUUUCUUCAUAUUUACGUUACGAUUACAAAUGAAUAAAUGAGCACAAUGUGCGUGGAGUUUCGCAAAAUUGACUCUUUUUUGGUUGAAUGGAUUAGCUUCUUGCAUAGGUGCUAGAUACUCAAUUGCGGCGUUGAUAUUUAAGGAAAAUGGAUGGAAGGAAGGAUGGAAGACGAACUAAUUCAAUCGUUGGCGUAAAUUUUUGCUACUUACAACAUGGCUUUGGCGUAUGCAUGUUCAAUUGGCUGGAGCGUGAUGGUAUGGCUUUCUUGGAAUGGGAGGACAUGGCAUGAUAGGAUGGCAUAGUAGGGCACGGCUUUCUGCUUUAUGAGAAAAAAUACCCCCUAGAUCAUGAAUAUCAUGAAAAUAUGAAUGCUUGGAUCUGGGAUUGGACUACACUGGAUGGACUAUUAGGUCUGACUGAGAUGGAUGCAUGGAUGCAUGGAUGUGUAUAUUGUACUUUUGUCUUGGGGGCUGAGAAUUUCGCUACGCAAUAUAGCAUUCAUGUAUGUGUGAUUUAGCAUUUAAGUGUGGUAUCUAAUUUAAAAUGAAAUUCGAUGAAAGUUGUUGGGAUGAGAAUGAAUGGGAGUUCGAGUUUGUGUGAU